Aspergillus alliaceus is the source of this 1153-nucleotide messenger RNA. Its product is annotated as S-adenosyl-L-methionine-dependent methyltransferase. Lineage: Eukaryota; Fungi; Ascomycota; Eurotiomycetes; Eurotiales; Aspergillaceae. The transcript has a single exon. The record is from RefSeq and is a predicted model, not a curated record. Bases 79 to 969 code for a protein of 296 amino acids. Gene Ontology annotation, molecular function: trans-aconitate 2-methyltransferase activity.
AAUAACAUCCAGCAUAGGGAAACGGACAACCGAUGGCUUGAUAUCCUACAACCAUUGAUUCUAUCUUUGUUGUUCUACAUGUUUGGUUAUACUCAAUCGUUUUUCACAAGGCGCUCCUUUCUCUCGGGAAAGUCGUCGCUCACACAGUCAUCCUUGCGUUACAGAGCAUCGCCAUUCUCGUCAGGCACCAUGUCUAACAAAGAUUGGAGCGCCGCCCAAUAUUUGAAGUUUGAGGAUGAGCGGACUAUGCCUGCCCGCGACCUCCUUGCUCGGGUCCCUCUCCAGGCUCCAAAAAGAAUAGUCGACCUGGGCUGUGGGCCGGGAAACUCGACUGCUGUUUUGGCAGCUCGUUAUCCCGACUCUCAUAUUGAGGGGAUGGAUUCAUCUCCUGAUAUGAUCAAGAAUGCAAAGGUGGCUCUCCCACAUAUUGAGUUCAGUGUCGAAGAUCUCCGAUCCUACUCCCCUUCUUCAUCGGUUGAUCUUUUCUUUUCUAAUGCCGUCUUUCAAUGGCUCAAGAAGGAAGAGCGAAUCUCGGUUAUUAAGGGAUUGAUGGGGACUCAGCCUUCUGGGGGAGUGUUUGCCUUUCAGGUGCCAGACAAUCUGAUGGAGCCAUCCCAUGUCUUGAUGAGGGAAGUUGCCGCUAGCGGGCCCUGGGCUGUCACGCUCAGGACUGUUGGUAGAGACUUCUUUCAGUCGCCGCAGGAGAUAUAUGACCAACUUAAGCCUUUGUCUUCUGAGGUGAAUAUUUUCAGAACUGAAUACCACCAUUCCCUCGAGGAUCACAAAGCCAUUGUGGAGUGGGUCAAGGGCGCUGGAUUAAGGCCCUAUGUUGACCCAUUGCUGCCGCAAGACAAGGAAGCAUUUUUGAACGAGUAUCUGAAGCGGUUGGAAAGUGCAUAUCCAAAGUUAAUCGACGGCCGGGUUUUGCUGGGUUAUCCGCGUUUGUUUGUUGUUGCGGUUAAGAAGUGAUGAGGCUAGUGCAUUGCAUACGACCGUUUACGUUCCCCAUCCUUACCUUCUUGUUUCUAGAGAAACUAGACAAGGUUUGUGCAGAAACUUCUAUUUCACCGUUCAUACUUGCAUAUCGUUCUUCAUGGACAUAGACUACACUGCGCUAAAGCUGGAAUUUAGUGUGUAUAUCCAUUUCGAGAAA